GAGAAGAUCCUGGAGGCGUUCUGCAAGAACCUGCCCUAUUCUCAGUGGCCUCAGGUGGAGGAUGUGGAUUUGGAAUGGUUCGCCUCCAUUUCCCAACGCUUCAUCCUACGAGAUCUGGAUGAUACGUCACUCAUGGAGGACGGAAGGAAGAAGCUGAACACGCUGUCACAUUACAAGGUCUGUGAUGGAGCUUCGUUGGCCAUGAGCUUGAAGGACCAGAGAGAUAACACAUUGGGGCGAGCGAAAGACCUGGACACUGACAAGUACUUCCAUUUGGUUCUCCCCACUGAUGACAUACUAGAAUACAAGAAGUCCCACCGGCAGAGUCACCGCAAGAAGGUCCUACCGGAAAUCUACUUAACUCGGCUCCUUUCUACAAAGGGAACUCUACAGAAAUUCCUGGAUGACCUGUUCCGGGCUGUCCUCAGCAUCAAGGAGGACCGGCCGCCUCUCGCCAUCAAAUAUUUCUUUGACUUCUUGGAGGAGCAGGCAGAAAAACGCGGCAUCUCUGACCCGGACACACUGCACAUCUGGAAGACCAACAGUCUUCCUCUGCGUUUCUGGGUAAAUAUCCUGAAGAACCCGGAGUUUGUCUUCGAUAUGGAGAAAUCGGACCACAUGGAUGCCUGUCUGUCGGUCAUCGCUCAGGCCUUCAUAGACGCCUGCUCCAUCUCCGAUAUGCAGCUUGGAAAGGACUCCCCCACCAACAAGCUGCUGUACGCCAAGGAAAUUCCGGAGUAUCGGAAAAUCGUGCAGAAAUAUUACCAGCAGAUUAAAGACAUGAGCCCGCUGAGCGAACAGGAAAUGAACGCCCACCUCGCCGAGGAGUCGCGGAAAUACCAAAACAAAUUUAACACCAACGUCGCCGUCGCAGAGAUUUACAAAUACGCAAAAAAAUAUCGCUCGCAGAUUGUCGGCGCUCUAGAAGCCAACCCUGUCACCAGACGCGGCCAAUUACAGCACAAGUUCGAGCAAAUGAUAAUCCUGAUGGAGGACGAUAUCUACACGUGUAGCAGCGAGGCCUAG
This is a messenger RNA of Staurois parvus, 1026 nucleotides long. The record is from the annotation of a GenBank genome assembly. NCBI's taxonomy places the organism in Eukaryota, Metazoa, Chordata, Amphibia, Anura, Ranidae.